Molecule: messenger RNA, 5392 nt
Organism: Cydia pomonella (codling moth)
Lineage: Eukaryota; Metazoa; Arthropoda; Insecta; Lepidoptera; Tortricidae
Gene: serpin-4
Product: serine protease inhibitor 77Ba-like
Exons: 1
Coding region: 219-1484 (421 amino acids)
Molecular function (GO): serine-type endopeptidase inhibitor activity
Source: RefSeq, a predicted model, not a curated record
GAAACCGGUUUUUAGUUGGUAUGUUUGUCCAUUCCGUUUUAAUGUAAACACUGUAGAUAACGCGGACAUCGGCGGCAACCGGUCAUUUUCCUCUUACCCGAUGUACGAGGCGUCCUCGUCAGUCAGUCGCCGCUAGGCUAGCGCUACGCCGCGGCAGAUACUUUGUACAAAUUGUGUGCAAUAGACAAAAAACUAAAGGGAAUUAGACUUAGAAUUUUAUGUUGAUAGUCAUUAUGCUUAUAUUUGUGCUCGAAUUAUGCGCGUGUUUUGUGUUGUGUUUCGGGCAGAAUCAAGGAAUUAAAGGACACGAUGAACCGGAAUAUCCCACGAACUUACACAACGGCCUCAGCGAGGCGACGGGGAAUUUCUCAGUAGAGCUAUUAUAUCAUGCAGCAAAAAAACAAGGGAAGCAGAAUCUCAUAUUGUCGCCGAUCACAGCGUGGACGGUGUUGGCGGUGACGUCGGAAGGCGCACUGGGCAAUACGCGGACUCAACUGGUCUCGGCCUUACGAAUAAAAAGAAACCGGACGGUCACCAGACAUGACUUCCAAGAAAUCGCGCGAUGGCUAGUCGUAAACACAACUACGGUGCAUCUUGCUAAAUUCAAUGGAAUAUUUGUGGACAAGUCUAAAUCUCUGGAAGAUGACUUCCGUCAAUCUUCCAAAACAUUUUAUGAUACGCAAACUGUCGAUUUAGACUUCAGAAACAGCGCAGCAACCGCCGCCACCAUCAACGGAGCCGUGUCAACAGCAACCAAAGGCAGAAUUCCUAAAUUGGUUGAUGAAAGUAAUUUGAGUGAUGCACAGAUGAUCAUCACGAGUGCAGUAUAUUUUAAAGGCCAGUGGACUGCACCUUUUAAUGUCUCCUCUACAACUAAACAAAAUUUUUAUAAUAGUAGUGGGAUGAAAAUUGGGGAAGUGAACAUGAUGUACAAUAGAUACACAUACCCAUUUGCUAAUAUUAAGGAGAUUCAAGCAAGAGUAAUUGAGUUGCCUUAUGGUGUUGAAAAUCGUCUGUCCAUGCUAUUAAUGCUGCCAAAUCCUGGUGUUACUCUAGAAGAUAUGUUCUUAAACUUCAAAAAAGUACCUCUUGAUACUGUGUUUCAAGAGCUGAAACUCUCUCAAGAAGAGUAUAGUGAUGAUGAAAUAGAUUGUUUCAUUCCUCGCUUCAAAAUUGAUUCAAGCAUUGAACUGAAUGAAAUAUUGAAAGAGGGAAUGGGAAUAUAUGAUCUGUUUGACCCUGUGAAAGCCAAUUUGGGCCGCUUGGCUCGGGUGCCCAUGUAUGUGACUAGGGUUAUCCAUAAAGCAGAAAUUGAGGUUACAGAGGAAGGUACAACAGCGUCUGGGGCUACAGCUGCAGAGUUUGCAAACCGGAUUGGAGUUAUAAGAUUUGAAGCCAACCGGCCUUUUAGUUACCUUAUUGUGGAAAAAGUCACAAACACAAUUGUUUUCGGAGGAGUGUACCAACAGCCGAUUUUGUACUGAUCUGUAUAGCUAUAGUUGAAAACUAAAAUAACUAUAAGUGUAAUCCAGAGAUAUAAUUGAUAAUUCUUUUGUAAAAUUAUUUUUAGUACAUGAAAUCCCUGGAGAUAGUGGAGAUAGAAUCAAUUUAAAUUAUUCAUUUCAUAACAUUGUUUGAAAACUUCCUUGGUUUGCUUGCUUACAUGUGACUUAAAAAUAUCCUUUUCUCUGUUCUUUGGUCUAUUUCUUACUUAUACAAGUGAUUAUCAUUUUCCAUUCUUGAUAUUUCUUUGAAUCUUCUGUGUUAGUCUAAUACAUCACAAGUAGCCGCUACAUCUAAUAGCCCAAGCUUUAAAGGGCAGCAAACAUGUGCGUAGAUUGAAUUAAAUGUUGUUAAAAUAUACAACUCUGAGAGAUAAAAUUAAAGAUAACUUGACAAGGUCAUGUUUAAUAUAAUCAAGGCAUUUGAAAUGCUCAUGAACCGAGAACUGGUUGCAAAACUGUCAUUUUAAUAAUAAUUUGCACUAAAAAACAGGUAAUAUUUACAAAUAAAAUAUUUAUGUGUAGGCAGGUAAUCAUGGUUCUAUUCUAUUAUACUGUUGGUGUUUCUGCUCAUUAAUGUUGACUGAAAUGAAUAUAGAAUUGUUACCUGGUUUUACUACUAUUCUACUAGCUAUACCUACAAUGUAAUUUAAAAUUUUCUGAAGGUUAUUCUGCACUAGGUAUGCCAUUGAUAUAAAUAAAAUUAUGUACUUAUUAAUAAAAUCAGAGCAGCUAUAAGAACUUUCGGAACAACAGUGUCUCAAUUAACUAGUGCAAAAUGGCAAAUACAUAUGUUAGAACAAUGUACCAGUUUGAAAUUUUUAGCUUUUUUCCAACAAUGACUUCAUUCGUCAGAUAAGUGGUCCUGAGCCUUCUAUUGUUAUUUCAAGCAGCUGUCCCAACACUCGUAACAUCCCGUACCGUUAUACCGUAUUCUGGUGCAAAAAAAGUAUUUACAUAAUUUAAGAAUGGUAUAACCUACAACUAGUUUUUCUAUGUGUAAGGUUCCAUCAUUCUGGCCCACUAAGAUAGGCCUGCGUGUAGAGAGGGUAGUGAUGUCGGAUGGCUUUUGGCGCGGCGAGAUGGUGAUGGGAUGGCCGCGGUGUCGGUUUUUCGUCUGCACAUCAAAGGUAGUGGGCCAGCGACGGUCCGUACACAUCUACACGUGGCCCAUUUCAUAGUGCGUGCUCUCAACCAUUGCAUGGCCAUCUCGCUGGUCCAGCGCUGGGCCAUGGUGUAGAGGAGCCAUAACUAUCGCAUGGCCAUCUCGCUGCUCCAGCUGUGAGCCAUCGUGUAGAGGAGACAUAAUAAAGUUUAUAUGUGUGGUGGGGCAGAGUGGUCCACCCAAUGGCCCACCAUUGUUUUGUAAUCGACAAAAUCAGCUUGCCCCCUUGUUCAUACAACUUAGCAACCUCUUACAAACCUCUUACAGUUUCAUCUCUUUCUAAGAAUCAGAAAUCUGAAAAUGACGGAUAGGGACAAACGAUUAUCAACGGUCUAUGAAUAAAGCCAUUGGACUUAGGCCUUAGGCCAUUGAUGACUCUUUUCCUGCGAUUUGAACCACCCUUGAGCCUGCUAGAGCUGUGGAGUGUCAUAAUAAACGCCAAUUAUUUUCCCAGAAAUUUAACGUUUUUGCUGACACCCACACUUUGCCAUUGCAUAGUCUGUGCAGACUUAGUUUGGUUAACUAUAUCUAAGUUAAAUGAUUGUAUGAAACUCUGCUGGUCAGUUAACGUGGCAAUAAGGAAUAAAUAACAACACGAUUUUCCUUGAUUUUGUCAUUUGUGUGGUUUUGUUGCUAAUGUCUUCUGAAACGCAUUGCAAUGCAUUUGUGGAAUAUUGUGCGUUCGUCAACUAUGACUAACAACGUUAAAAAAAGCAUUUGGAUUUGCCUAGUUGUUUCUGAAUCUCUAACCGAGCGCGACAUUCAUGUGGGCGAAUCGACCUUUGACCGACACAAACUUCGUUGUAAAAUGUCACACCUUUAAAUAAUGGCUUUUUUACGUUGUUUAUUCAUGGUGUAUGUCAAAACAUUCAAGGCCCCAACUAUUAAACCUAAUAAACAUAAACUAUGUAUAUUAGAAGCCCAGAUACACUUUGAGUAACUCAAGAGACACUUAAAACUGUUGGUCAAGAAGUUGAUUCGCUAAUGUCUUAAAUUGUGUUGUUUGUAUUAUCAAGUUUUUUAUAUAGACAUAUGUACAUGUAGGUAGGUAUCAGCAGUGGCUGGCGUUGCGCGGUGCUAUAGUAUGAAUUUUCUCAAAUUAUUUUUACUCCUCAGACCCUAAUCUCUAAACAAACGCCGGUGUUUCUUUUAAGGAAAGGUGCCUUCCGCACGUGCCAAAGCAACUUACGUGAUAGUAUUAAGGUUCAAAUUUAUGUAAUAGCUCAUUCUGAGAUAACGAGUUUGGGUAAUGUAGGACGAUCGGGCAGAUAACAAAAUGAGCUGUUACAUGAAGUUGAACCAUAUUAAUAUGUCGGUAAAAUUUCUUUCUAAACGUAGCAUUGGUAACCGCUGCACAUAAGAAACAGAAGCGUAUGUUCAACGAGUUAGGCCCUAGCAAAAAAAACAUUUCAUAAAAUGUAUACUAUACCUCAACAGUCGCCGAAAUCCACCAUCACUGGGCCUUUUUUUUUUUUUGACCCAGGGGGAAUCCGUUAUGGAUCCCACUGGCACGGGAGAAGCCGAGUGGGUAUGUCCGACUCCCACGGACUAAACCCCCUGGGGUGUUCCACCGCGCGCUUUGUGGACGGGGUUUCGGGAACGCGAUUGUAGACUUCCGAUACCCCGUCGGCGUUGCCAUUACGGGCUCGUCUUUUGUGGCUGCUGCAGCAGCCUACUCCGCUGAAGACGCCUCGGAACACUUGAGGGCCUUCCAGCUCGGAACCUCUUUAGGCGAGUGAUGGAACUCCCGGCCCAUCACCCGCAGGUUCCCGUUAAGGCGGCAUCAUUCGGGCUGCGUAUGCCCUUAGACGCCGACCUGGCCUCCUACGGCGCUGAGGGAGCGAAUUCGCAUCGUCCUCGCGCAUUCUCUCUGCAGCCUCCUUUUGCGACAGGACGGUGACGCUAAAGGAGGCCACUGCCGCCCACGCUUCCUCACUGCUGAGCAUGCGGCGUAUUAGCGCCGGUAGCGAGAGGUCUCCUCCUAUGACCGAGGACAGGAUAGCGCGAGGCUCCGCCCACCAUCACUGGGCCUUCAAUCUACCCUUCUUAAGUACUAACUACUCUACCUAACUAAAUAUUGGCCUGGGACCGCCACUGCUGACCAUGUAGUUGCUCUUAAAUAAAAAUACUAGUAGAGAAUACCAUUACUCACUUUAUGAUUUAAUGGUUUCUGCAUUAAGAAACUAAAGUUAAACUACGGAACCCUAAAAAUGGUACAACACGGCACCUUAUGCGUUAAAUACUUACCUAGAGAUGUAAUAAUGUGUAUGAUGUACUGAUGUAAAAAUUAAAUUUCUUGUUGUGAGUUGUUAUGCUCAAAACCGGCCCUGACGUAGUUUUCAGAAGUAUCAAUAUUGUGAUCAUUUAUCAUAUCACCAAUGCUUAGAAAAAAAAACAAACAUUAACAGAUUUAGUAUUAAUCAAAAACGUCAUUAACUGACAUUUCAGCUUACUUAAUACAAAAUUAUAUCACCAAUGUCAUUGUCAUAAACUUUACGGUAUAGAAAAGUCAAAUGAACACUGUAUGGCACAAAUUAAUUGUAUGAUGUGAAUGGAAUUAAAUGUUUGAUGUGUGUAAGGAUAUGUAUCUAUAAGAACAUUGCCGUACAGUGUUUUAUACAAAUUGUAACUAUUAGACGUAACUUAUGUGAUAACGUAAAAAUUGUGUAAAGAUGACGACCAUAAAUCGAAUUAAAUGCUAUUAUACUCAGAAAGUACAAACGAA